Molecule: messenger RNA, 2916 nt
Organism: Pyricularia oryzae 70-15
Lineage: Eukaryota; Fungi; Ascomycota; Sordariomycetes; Magnaporthales; Pyriculariaceae
Exons: 3
Coding region: 1306-1989 (227 amino acids)
Source: RefSeq, a predicted model, not a curated record
AGGAACACGAAAAAAAGGCACAAGAUUUCAAGUGCAUGCGCCAGGGGUGUUUACUUGGCUUGACUCUCUCCACAGCAGGAAUUGAGGAGGGGCACAGCGGCCAGCGAGCCCGCCCAAUCCGCGACUCCGCCUCCAUGCCGUGCCUGGCUUUUGCUUGUUUUUCCCGAACCUCCUUUGCAUUCCAAAAGUCAAGACCCAGUGUCCCCACCCUGCUUCAGUCCCCAUCCCCAAGCUUUCUUUUGUCCUUCCCUCGCGUCAAUCGCGGCCAUAUCCCAGCUGCAUUUCUCGGCUUCUUCUUGUUGUUGUUGUUUUUUGUUCCCUCAAGCAUAUCAGGGGAACCCCAUCACGCUCGUUUGUAUAAUCGUUUUAUUUUUUUUGGUGGCCGUUUUGUUUUGAUUCUGGGGCGGUUUUUUUUUUUUUUGCCCCCCUUUCCAUCCUACGAUUUUUGCUCUCUGUGUGAAUUUGGCGCAACAUCCUGGGUAUCCAGGCUCGGUUUGGAACAGCGGUUGCAUUAGCACAGCCGGAUUUCAUCAAACUCUCCCAGCAUUGACUCGGUCUCCCUGGACAGAGUUAAUCGCACGAACGAUUUGAGCACCGACGGGGAUAAUAGCGAAUACCUACACCAGUCCGUCCAUCUGGGAAAUAAUAUUAGCGAGAAGCAACGAAACCAGUCAACCAAACCACUUUUUGUGCCGGGACGCGACAUUGUGGUCUCUAACGGCUUCCCGCACACUGCCGCCCCCUUUUGAUCCAGACCCUCGACCCGAUCCCCACCUUUGUUGCUCUCGGGACCGUUCAAGCGAGACCCGUGCAAGCAAGUACCGCGCCGCCCGAAGACUGUCGUCUCACUUGGUUCAAACGAACGAUCACCUGGUCCAGCUACCUAGGUACCUACGCACAGAGACAAGCGCAAAGACGCACGUCCGGUUGGUUAAUCGACUUUUCUAGCCCGCACACGCACGACGCACGCCUACCAAAUCUACGUUUGACAGCCGCCUUGACGUGUCGAAACAAAAAGGGAGAGAGAAAAAAAAAACACCAUAUCACACAGGGCGAAGAGACUAAGGGUUGUCCGGCGGACGUGACUGGGGAAGACAACCCGACCUGCCCUCAAAGAUCACGACAUUGUUGGGAAAAACAAUUCGACGACAAGCUGCGAAUACCUACAAACGCGUUUUACUGCCGACAACCUCUGUCGGACUGUGAACAUCCCCUGACUAGCCGUACGAUCUGUCUGCUGCACUGUGGAUUUGUCGUGUUACGAAAGCUAUAGUGUGCUGCUAGAGCACAUCCACAACAUUCACCAUGGAAACAUUCGUCCCAUUCUCUACCCUCCCCGCCUGUGCAGGGCAAUGCGGUCCUCUAUUCGAUGCCAACGGAGCCUGCGCACCCGCCGGAGUCACAUCGGCGCCCGCCGCUAUCGCCUCGUGCUUCUGCUCCAACCCGAAAGUCGCACCAUUCAGCGCCGGCACGGCCGGUGUCUGCGAUAACGCAUGCGCCGCCAGCCCGACCGAUUUUGGUAGCAUCCGGAACUGGUUCACGUCAUUCUGCGCGAAUCCGGCCACCGUUACCGGCAUCGGUAGCGGUCAAAAUGGUGCUUCAACCUCAACGGCUGUGCCGGGGCAAAGUAACAAUGGGGAUUGGCUGUCGAGUCAUUGGCAAUGGGUUGUCAUGAUUGUAAUUCUCGUCGUCGGAAUAUCAUGCAUCUGGAUUGGCGCCUGCGUCUGGCGUCGCCGUUACAUACGCAAGAGGGAUCGACAGUACGCGCUUGGCAAGCGUCUAGGCGAAGCCGGUGUUGGCGCCAACGCCGGCCAGCAGGGAACCACAAACUCCGCAAAUGGCAACAUGUCGUCACGGUCCGUCCACGUCCCGUCUGCCGGCAUGUUCGACGCCGCGCCCAUAUCCUCGGCCGCACAUUACGGCCCCGAAACGGAAAAGGAGAAGCAAGCGAGGAUGAAGAAGAAGUGGAACCCAACUGCAAGGACAUGAUGACUCGGUCUUGUCUCUUUGUCCCUCUCACGCAUGCAUCUUUUCCCAUCCUCGAUCUGCGGGGCCCGCAUUUUAAUGAUCUUGAAGUUCUAAAUCGGAGUCGAUGGAGUUUUUUUUUUUCUGAAUUCACCCCAUGUUCCCAUUUUCAGGUGUCUGGUUCUGUCUGGUGGAAAUUUUCCCCUGUUAGAUUCACUUUUUCGUCGACUAACAUACCCCCCCAUUGUUCACACUCUCCACAUUUUUCUCCAUUUUGGCAUUUUGGCGCUGUGAGGAUCGGCGUUGUGUCCUUUACCAUCUUUUGUUUUCAGGCUUCUCAUAAUUGGUGCUCCUAAGAAUUGGGGAGACUUUUGCUCAUCGUUCUUUUUGGCGUCAUCUUGCAAAAAAGGUAGGGGGAAGAAUACUCAUCAGUGCCCCCUUGUGUAUAGCCUUCGUGUUCCCUGGGAUCACCUACGCAAGCCCGCAAAAAAAACAAAAACAAAAAAGACCCGAAGCGAACCGGAGAAAAGAAUAAUAGAGUGCAUCGAGACUAAGCCGCUGAUCCUGUGGCUCGCUUGUCGGGGUCGGUCAAUUUUGUCGACACUAUUCUCGGCGAUCAAUAUAUCACAUUUAUGGAGCUGUUGAACUUUGAUUUCAGUUUUCAGUUAGUCUGGUCUCCGCAAUACGAUUGGUACGGUAUGUCGUCGUCAUCAAGAUUCUCGCGAGUGAUUACUUCUUCCCUGUCGAAGGAAAUCGAAGAGCCUGACUCUCUACACAUCCAUGCACUAAUCCCCAGUUGACCCUAGACAGCAACGGAUGGAUAGUCACACAGAAUAACUUUGACAGCCAUCAACUGUCCCAAAACACCAAUUAGGGCAAGAAUUCAUACUAGUAAUUAUAUAUCAUAUGCGUAAAGUGAUAUAAACACUCUGGGAUCCGCCUUUUUUUCUG